GAGUACCCAUAGCUCGCUCCUUCAUCCCUCCGUCUCUCUCUCUCUCUCUCUCUCUCUCUCUCUCUCUCUCUCUCUCUCUCUCUCUCUUUGUGGGUAACGAACCCAUUCACGCACACAUUGUCCUUCCUCACAUUCGGGUUCUUCUGCGAGGUCGUCAUCCCAAUGGAUCGUCUGUCGAGUUCUGCGUUUUGGUGUUCGGGAAGAGGAGGAGGAGGAGGAGCAGAAGGUAGUCGCCUAUACGCCCUCUGCGUGCUUUAUUGCUUGUGGUUUUCUGUGGCGGGGGUCGCUGCCCAGACUGCCAGCGUUGUGAUUGUUCAUCCUCGUCCUGGUGAUCGCCCUCCUUCUCCGGUGUACUCUUCUAACCCCACCAAAGGUGUUCUGGAUUCUUCUCUUUACCAUCCUGCAGAUGCACAGUGUCUCAUGGCAGCAAUCAAGAAGUUUGCUACCGCCGUAAUCGUGCGCGAUCGGACGAAGGCUGCGACGCUGUUGCGACUCGUUUUCCACGACUGCAUGACGACGGGCGGCGGCUGCGAGGCGUCUAUUCUGAGCGAUCGCGAGAUCAACAAUAAAGUCAACGCCGACUUGAAGAGGGUUGUCCCCGACAUCCGCAGCAUUCGAGACAAGGCGGGAAGAGCAUGCGGCGUGCUUCCGACCUUGGCCGACACCAUAGCCAGAGCUGCCGCUGCCGCCGUCACCUUCACCGGCCUCAACGAUGUCGUUUCGGUUGGGUUCGACUUGGGACGACGGGACCUCGCUCGCAAUCAGCCUGGCAACGAACCGACUACUUUGCCGAACGAGAACCAGUCAUUGGACGCCAUUUUGUCAUUGUUUGCUACCUUCGGCUUAACCGACAAGGAGAGCACCGUGUGGUCCAUAGGCGGCCACAGYAUCGGGGUUGCCGAUUGCAUCCAUUUCAGCUCGAGAUUGAGCAAUGAGAGCWCUCGUCCGGGCUGCUUGCAUCCGGCGGAUCCGACGCUCGAUCCGGGUCUGGCUUGCAAAUUGGCGCGACACUGCCGCAUCAACAAGGACAUCCGCUUGCCCUUCGACUUUCGGACUCCUUUCUCUCUGGACACCAGCUACUUCCAGCUGCUGCUGAAGCACCAAGGGCUUCUGAGAACAGAUCAAGCAUUCGCUGUCCAUCCCCGAACGUCAGCUUUCAUAACUCAGUACGCCACUUCGCCUGGACUAUUCAGCGGAGACUUCCUCAAGGCGUUCGUCAAGGUAUCGCUCUUUAAUGUCAACAGCGCCCAGACUGCGCCGCCGACCAAGUAUUAUUACCCUUAACACUGUGCUCGAGCAACGACGGUAGUGCUUUUAAAUUAAUUUUGUUUGUCUGUUCCCUCCUAAUGUGGGUGGACUUCAGGUUAUUUACGCU
Chara braunii is the source of this 1375-nucleotide messenger RNA. Lineage: Eukaryota; Viridiplantae; Streptophyta; Charophyceae; Charales; Characeae. The record is from the annotation of a GenBank genome assembly.